Molecule: messenger RNA, 2408 nt
Organism: Xenopus laevis (African clawed frog)
Lineage: Eukaryota; Metazoa; Chordata; Amphibia; Anura; Pipidae
Gene: psat1.S
Product: phosphoserine aminotransferase 1 S homeolog
Exons: 9
Coding region: 114-1223 (369 amino acids)
Biological process (GO): L-serine biosynthetic process
Cellular component (GO): cytoplasm
Molecular function (GO): pyridoxal phosphate binding; O-phospho-L-serine:2-oxoglutarate transaminase activity
Source: RefSeq, a predicted model, not a curated record
GCGGCAAUUAAUUGUAGUGCUCUUGGGAUGAAGGCUUGAGCGAGAGAACUCUGCGCAGGUGAGCGGUGGUUUGUGUUCUGUUACCGACACCUUCGCUCUUCUCCUGCGUAAAUAUGGACAUCUUUAGGAACGUGCUGAAUUUUGGGGCUGGACCGGCCAAACUCCCGCCAUCGAUUUUGCUUGAAGCUCAGAAAGAAAUGAUUGACUACAAAGGUCUGGGCAUCAGUGUACUAGAAAUGAGCCAUCGAUCAUCAGAUUUUACAAAGAUUUUGAACACCACAGAAGUCUGCUUACGUGAAUUGUUGGAUAUCCCAGAUAACUACAAAGUGCUUUUUCUCCAAGGAGGUGGGAGUGGACAGUUUAGUGCAGUUCCCCUUAAUCUUAUCGGUUUAAAGGAUUUCAAAAGUGCAGACUAUGUGGUUACUGGAGCUUGGUCUGCAAAGGCAGCGAAAGAGGCAGAGAAGUAUGGAAAAGUAAACCUUGUUCAUCCAAAGCUUGGAAGUUAUACAGAGAUUCCGGAUCCAAGCACCUGGAACCUUAACCCAGAAGCUUCAUAUGUGUAUUACUGUGCUAAUGAAACCGUCCAUGGUGUGGAGUUCCAGCUUGUUCCAGAUGUUAAGGGAGCAGUUCUAGUCUGUGAUAUGUCCUCAAAUUUUCUCUCUAAACCAGUUGAUGUUUCUAAGUUUGGUGUGAUUUUUGCUGGAGCUCAGAAAAACAUAGGCUGUGCUGGGGUGACGGUAGUCAUUGUACGAGAGGAUUUACUGGGUUACGCUCAAAAAGAAUGCCCAACAGUACUUGAUUAUAAAAUCCAAGCAGGAAAUUGUUCCUUAUACAAUACACCACCAUGUUUCAGCAUCUAUAUAAUGGGACUGGUGUUAGAGUGGAUUAAGAAUAAUGGUGGUGCUGCAUCUAUGGAGAAGUUAAGCAUCAUUAAAUCGAAUAUGAUUUACCGCAGUAUUGAUGAAUCCAAUGGAUUAUAUGUAUGCCCUGUAGAAGUAAAGAGUAGAAGCAGAAUGAAUAUUCCUUUCCGAAUCGGAAAUAUUAAUGGGGACAGUGAUUUGGAAAAACAGUUCCUUGCCAGAGCUGCAGAACUUGGGAUGAUGUCUCUAAAAGGCCACAGGUCUGUGGGAGGCAUAAGGGCUUCUCUGUACAAUGCUGUUACCGUGGAAGAUGUGCAAAAGCUUGUAGACUUUAUGAAAUCCUUCCAGGAAUUGCACCAGUAAUGGGAUCAAGCAGUAUUGGUUCAAGCUUCACCAUCAUGAUGGCUGUAAUAAAAUGGCACUUACUAAUAAGCUGGUCAUAGUUUAUACAGUAUUGUUUGUAAUUUUGGCUCUCUUUUGUAAUGAAUUGGGGAGGGGGCUGUAAAUUUAUAUUCCCCCAUCUAUUUUACACAAAAAGGUAGUUAAAAAGCUAAAGUAACUGUAAAGCUUAAAUGCUUUUCCAUUUGUGAUGGGGGGGGGGAGGGGUAAAGUUUCAAUAACUGAACAAAAGAACCUCCCUGCUCUGCAGUGGAUUUGGACUGAUAGAACAGAGUCUGCUGUUCUUAUUAUUUCUUACAUUCCCUGCAACAAUGUUUUGUUCUAAUGGUGAUUACUCAGUGCUAAAAAAGCAAUGAGUUGGUACCUACUACUUUGGUUAAUAGGAACAAAGCCUGGAAGCACUUGUACAAAUGUUAAAACGUAUGCUUUGGUCUAUAGCAGUGUAGUGCUGCUACAAAAUCCGCAAUACUCUAACUCCAACUUUUACACAGUUGUUGGUGUUGUUUUUUUUUUUUUUUAAUACAUUAAGGCAAUGUAAUGCAUUCCAUUAAAGUUAAACAUAGGGGUUGUUUAGAAACACUGGGCAGUUACCCAUGGCAACCAUUUGGUUGGUUUCUAUGUGUUUAACUUGCAUCUGGUUGGAAAAAACAAAUCACUGAUUGGUUGCUAUGAGGUACUGCCCAGCUGCAAAGUUUCCCAGUGUUUAUAAAUGAGCCACCUAAAGUGCAAUUUCAUCCAAAUGUUAAUUCAAUAAUUAGAAUGGCUGGUUUGGAAAGAAACUAAUGAUAAAGACUGUUUACUAGGAAGCAGACCUACAAGAAUUCCUAUCCGUGACAUUUUAAUUUUCAAUAUUACAUUUUAGUGUAGUAUGUUUAUAUUAUUUGCCUCCUGUUCAUUGACCUGUGGAGGCAGUAUAAAAAUGUAUUAUAUUAAAAGACUUGGCGUGGCUUUUAAUCUGUUCUGACAGAUCUGAUUCUGUUAACCUGAAGACAGAUCUCUACAGAUGUAGGUGGGUCAGAAGCCCAGAGUUAGGUUUUAUAAUUAUUAUUUUGAAUCUAGCUUUUCCUGUAUGUGACUAGAAGUAAUCAGAAGGUCAUCUUCAUUUUUCUGUUUUUCCUACAUGUGCAAAAUAAAAAGUGAUGCAGAGUC